AUGGCCAUCACAUGCAUUGCACUGCGCCGCACAUCUCGUCGCUAUCGGCCCGGUCUCAAGAUCUCAGCGAGCGGGCCGUUGGCACAGCCCAACAUUAUCGACGGGACCGUCUGUGAGGAUGCGAAAAGGUCCGUCGAGCUUCCGCAAGACGUAUGGAUCGACAUCAUUGGCGUUCUGCUCGACAACAUCCGCUCAGGACACGAAAAGCGUGCGAAUUGGCGGGCAAUGGUUGCACUCAGCACGACAUGCAAGAGCAUCAGAGCAGUCUGUCUGCAGUAUCUCUUCAAGUCGGCCAAUGUCAAAUCAUACGCCCGACUGUGUGCGCUCGUCGAGGCAUGUGCGGGCAGUGCUGUGCUGCCCAUGUAUCUCGAAGAGCUCUACCACUUUGAGACUGUCAGUCUACGGCGCACCAAAUCCAAGGAGACGCCGCAGCGGUUGCUAGACACGUUUGUGCAGCUGAUCACGACCGUCAGGUCAUCUUGUCCGAAAGUACGGCUUCACGAAGCGCUGGUACCUUGCUUCUACGACAUCAGGAAGCAGCUGCCUGGCUGGAUCGAGAAUGACCUCAAGUGCCUUUCCAUGAGAUGCACAGAGAAGACGCGUUAUGACUAUCAUGAUGCAUCCGGAUUGAUCACCCUCUGGACGUUGACCGCAGAGUCGCUCGUCGAGCUUUACAUCAAAGAUGACGUCGAUAGGCAGCAGUUGCCCGACCGGAGCAAUCCAUACAGCCCCAUCGUCAGAGCUGUCGCAAGGGCGGUCUCCAAGCAUCCGAGCCUGAAGAAGCUGUCACUCCACUCAAAAUAUUGCCAGAUCGACAUCGAGCAUCUCCAUGAAGACUGGUCGGACAUCUGGCCAGGCAGCUGGACAUGUCGUCUGCAAUCACUCGAGCUCACCAUGGACAUCGAUGACCUUUCGCUCCGGGUCAUCGUGAGGACUCACAGCGAGACACUCGAAACGCUCCGGAUCAUGAGAUCCGAACGGUGCGCGCUAGACUUCUGGUCCGCGCAUGUGUACGCGAUCACUCUGCCCAAGCUCACUCACACCACCUGUCGAUACUCUAUUGAUCAGGUCCUAUGGAUGUCAGAUGCACCCAACCUGCUCGAGUUGCGAAUGUCGGAUCUCCAGCCAGAUCAUCUUCGCUACCUUCAUCCCGCUCGGACCUCGACGACGACCUUUGUGCAACUCCACACGACAAUGGUCGAAUACAUCAGGCAGGGUAGCUGGCCACUCCUACGCAAGAUCGCGCUCGAAUGGCCCCAGCUACGCAAGGAGGACGUGUACGGCCAAGGCUGGCAGUGGCCCCUCCACACGGAACUCCUCAACGUCUGUGCAGCCCCAGGCGAUAGGCCGCCGGAAGGCAUGUCCUAUGUGCCUGUCGCGAGUGCCAGCGAGGAUGUCAGCGUACCAGCUGCUGCUCAGUCUGCUGCUGCUCUUGCAAACGGUAAGAGGAAGAAAGACCCGGCAACGAGCAAGAAGGCCAGGCCGAAAGUGUCCAAAGCAUGCAUGUUCUGUCGAAGGAGUCACAUGACGUGCGAUGACCAGCGACCUUGCUCACGAUGUAUCAAGCGAGACAUUGCCCACUUGUGCAGGGACGAGUCUGGCUCCUCAGAACGCAAACGGUCCGCUUCGAGGGGACUCUCGGAGACGCCCGUUGCUCCUGCUCUGCUACCCUCUGCCACGACGAGCGCCGGUCCGAGCCAAGUACCGCCAAGACAGCCCGUCACACAACAGGCUAUUGCCCCCGCGCCUGCUUCGGCUGCAUCAGGAUCCCGUCAGACCGUUGCGCCUCUGCAGAGUGCACAAACAGUAGCAUCAUCGACACUACGCACGUCUCAAAGACCGUUGUCACCUUCCGGAUCGAAUGCGCUCGGCAUCAGCAGCGUAGCAGACGCUAGCUACUUGCCACUCUCCGACCUGUCCGAUCUCAACUCGAUCAUGACGGGCAAUGCCCUCAUGGAGACUUCAGGCCAUGAGUUCCACGGUCUAGGCCUAAGUGAAUUCCUCAAAUCGCUCGAAGACAGCUUUGGACCCUCUCCUGCUGGCAAUGACGCAUACGGGCAGAGCAACGGAGCUGCACUCUACGACACCAUUUCUACGGCAGCCAAUGGCACGACCGGCCAUACACCUGCACCUAUCACGCCCUCUGUCAUACAGCCACCUACCUCGACAGAGCCUGCGACGUAUACGAGCGAUCCUGCACUUGCCAGUACAAAGACGGAGCGAUUCCUGCUGACGGCGGCCGAUCAGAACGACGGCAGUCGCGACGAACGCUUACAGCGUGUCAUUCAUGCCAAAUUCGAAGCUGGCCUUCUCAAGCCGUACGACUAUGUCAAAGGAUAUACCCGUUUAUCACGCUGGAUGGAGCAAAAUAUGUCUGUGCAAUCGCGACAGCGGACACUGCAGGCCCUGUCGUCAUUCAGGCCUGCCUUUCGCGCCAUUGCAUCCUCACUGACCGAUCUCGAUCUCGUCUUCAUCGAAGAAGCCUUUGAGCGGCUCUUGCUCGACUAUGAUCGCGUCUUUUCUACCAUGGGCAUCCCAGCAUGUCUGUGGCGACGCACAGGCGAAGUCUACAAGGGCAACAAAGAGUUUGCCGAGCUGGUCGGCGUGCCCAUAGAAUCCUUACGCGAAGGCCGGCUGGCAAUCUACGAGCUCAUGACCGAGGAGAGCGCGGUUCACUACUGGCAAAAGUACGCCGACGUCGCUUUCAAGCCAGAUCAAAAAGCAGUUCUCACUUCCUGCGUGCUCGUCAACCAGCACGCGCUACGCCGGAAGCGCACGUCUGCAUCGGAAGCGAUACUCAAUUGCUGCUUCAGCUUCACCGUCCGUCGGGACGCCUAUAAUAUCCCAUCGCUCAUCGCAGGCAACUUCUUGCCGUAUGCAGCAUGA
Molecule: messenger RNA, 2886 nt
Organism: Mixia osmundae IAM 14324
Lineage: Eukaryota; Fungi; Basidiomycota; Mixiomycetes; Mixiales; Mixiaceae
Exons: 10
Coding region: 1-2886 (961 amino acids)
Biological process (GO): regulation of DNA-templated transcription
Cellular component (GO): nucleus
Molecular function (GO): RNA polymerase II transcription regulatory region sequence-specific DNA binding; DNA-binding transcription factor activity, RNA polymerase II-specific; zinc ion binding
Source: RefSeq, a predicted model, not a curated record